Molecule: messenger RNA, 2177 nt
Organism: Symsagittifera roscoffensis
Lineage: Eukaryota; Metazoa; Xenacoelomorpha; Acoela; Convolutidae
Exons: 2
Coding region: 124-2097 (657 amino acids)
Source: RefSeq, a predicted model, not a curated record
GUGAUUAUGUAAAUAAACCUCAGAGAUCCUUGAGGCUGUGAGCUACGUGCAAAUACUGAUCGAAGUGAGACGACGAAGUCAUCUAUAGAUGGUUGAUUGUCUCUAGUAAUCGCAAUAAAUAACAUGGCAAUGGGAUCCAAAGCAGGGGAAAGUAGUCGACCGCAGUCGCGUGUAGUGAGUAAUGGGCCUGGGAGGCACUCGUAUCUGGAUACAGACGACAAUCUCCUGGCAUCUAGCUUCGAGUGCUCUGAGAAGAUCAGACUGGACUCCCGAAUGCAACUCUCAAUUAGUCCCACAGGUCAGUUGUUCGAUUCGGAAUCCAGUCGCAGUGAAAUUGAACUGAUGUUCGAUGAAGCAGAGUCUCGAGCUGGCGAACUCAUCAAGUGUCUGCGGAAGAAAAUAAAUCAAGUUCUAAGCGACGACGACACUCCUCUCGCGGAUGUUGGGAUUCGAAUCGUAAACCCCGAACAUCACCACAAUCUAUCCCUGGAAACAUUCUGUUCUCUCUAUCGCGGCUUAUAUGAAAUAGUUGAACUCACAGUCCAGCAUUUAAUUUGUGUCCCGAAAGAUUUGAUUGACAAUUUCGACCCAGAAAGAGUGGUGAUAACGAAAGCAAUCAUUCUAGAUAAGUGUCGCGAGUAUUUCCGUCUUGUACAUAUUAGUUCCUACUCAUUUAUAUCAUGUUGCCAUGAAUGCCCAAUAGUGUUCAACCACGCCAAAGUGCUCAAAUUCAUAGAACUCCUUCUACAGCCAAUUGAAGAUGUUAGAUUCAUUGUUAAAUGUCUCAACUCUCUAGCUGUCUAUGUUGGCCAGGUUCUAGACCAAAAAGUGCCAGAACACGAAGAGCUACUGCACAUAACAACCACUUAUUCUUCUUUAGAUGUAGAGUUAGAGGAACUGACGGGGUUUCCAGACUUCAUUCCGCUUCAUUUGAAUCUGCAGAUCAAGUUUGAUGAGAUCAGACACAAGGAAGACCAUCAGAUCAGAUCACUUCAGACUGUUAAAUUACACUUAGAUCAACUGCGACUUUUUUCCAAGCACGACUCACACCCUUUCAAGCUGCCCGAAAUGUUAAGUUUGAAAGUUUUCCAAGAGUUUUUACUUCACCCGCAUGUUAUCGACAUGGUAUUUGGAAACUGCCUCGAUAUCAUAGAAGUGCAUGAGAACUUUCUAGAAUCUCUGGACGCCGGAUUUCUUAAUUACGUUGACCAAAUUCCAGAAUUGACAGCUGAGUACUGCACAUUAAUAGCCGAUCAUUACGAGAAACAUAGAGAAUUGUUCGGAGCUUUGAUCGGUGAAGUUGUUUUUACAUCGGAAUUAAUAGAAUUAUUGACUACAAAUUGUCCCGAGUUCGCGUAUUUUUUGAGAAAAAUGUCAGAAAAGUCCCAGAAAACCUUAACACCGCAUCGAGGAAAAUAUUCACUUGCAGGCGUAUAUCAGAACAUAGCGAGACAUAUUAUGAGCUAUGCUAACUUUUUCUCGGUCAUCGAUGAUCUCUGUAAACAAAAAAGUGGGUCACAAAAUUGGGAAGAAGUUAUGGACAAAGUCCACGCUUCCCAGGCCAAAAUAAAAACCACAAUCAAGUACUUGAAUGACGCAACCGAAACCAGAUGUCUGGCACAUGCGUGUCUGGGUACGAUAGGCGAACUUCCACUUUGUGUUCUUUUUUCCAGGGGCCAAAAUCUGAGGAUGUCACCGGCUAUCAUUAAGUUUGGAUUUAGCUCCAAACCGAAAGAUGACUGUGUUUUAUAUUUCUUCUCUGGCUUAAUCGAAAUUGCGCACAAAAAGAGGCCUUAUUCGCUGCUUCUUGCGUCUAAAGAUGACAACAAAACUCAAAAUCAUUCUUACCACCUGCACUUGGGAUCUGUCAAGUACUGGAAAGUGUCAAAAGAAUCAAACAGUUUAGUUAAAGUAACGCCUUCUGUAGGAGCAGUUUGUACUCUUAACACCCCUCCGAAUGUCUUGAAAGGACUGCAUUGUAAGAAUCACGAUCAGUCCAGUAGUUCUCUAAAUGGUAAAAAUCAUUCUAAUCUAUUCCUCAAAUUUUCCGAUACUUCUGUCGUGGAUAGCUUUUUGUCGCAUUUCAACUUAAAGUAGUAUUUUGGUUUUGUAAAAUUGUUUAUAAAGUAAAAAUUAAUUUGGUUUAUUUAUUAAUAAUACUAAAAAUGCAACCCCAA